AUGGGGGCUCAGGUGGCCAAGAGCGGCAGCGCAGACUGGGAGAGGAGGCACCGAUUGCCCCGAGAUCCGCAGAGGCGGCGGCUCUGGCAGAUCUUGAGCCGGAGACCCGGCUUCCUGCAGCCUCCCCGCGGGCCGGCGCAUCUCGGCGGCACCCAGACCCCUCGGCGCUUCGGCCGCGCCCGCAACCGCCCACGCUCGCCUGCGCCCGGCCGGGUGCCUGAGAUUCGGGGGAGACUAGGGGCGCACAAGGCGGAAAGCAGCAGGCCCGAGCGCACGGCGUGGGGGGCAGGCUCUCGGCGGCGGCCCCGCGCUGGCCUUUGCUGUCACCCCAACCGCAGGGCGCCCUGGCGCACGUUCGAGUUUGCAAAACGGCCGGAGAGCCUCGACGAGGAGCCCCGAAACCUGGAGAGCCUGAGCGGGGUGCCGGCCUACCGCGUUUUUACGCUCCGGGGAGAGCGCGCCACCCCUGCGCAGGCCAGGCGAUCCGGACCCCGCAGGACUGAUCCAGGCGAUGAAUGCGAGAUCUGUGGAUUUACUUGUCGGCAAAAGGCAUCCCUUAAUUGGCACAUGAAGAAGCAUGAUGCAGACUCCUUCUACCAGUUUUCUUGCAAUAUCUGUGGCAAAAAAUUUGAGAAGAAGGACAGCGUGGUGGCUCACAAAGCAAAAAGCCACCCUGAGGUGCUGAUUGCCGAAGCUCUGGCUGCCAAUGCAGGCGCCCUCAUCACCAGCACAGAUAUCUUGGGCACUAAUCCAGAGUCCCUGACACAACCUGCAGACGGUCAGGGUCUUCCUCUUCUUCCUGAGCCCUUGGGAAACUCCACCUCUGGAGAGUGCCUCCUGCUAGAAGCUGAACGGAUGUCAAAGUCAUACUGUAGUGGGAUGGAACGGGUGAGCCUGAUGGCUAAUGGGAAGAUCUUUGUGGGAAGUGGCAGCAGUGGGGGCACUGAAGGGCUGGUCAUGAACUCGGAUAUACUCGGUGCUACCACAGAGGUUCUGAUUGAAGAUUCAGACUCUACUGGACCUUAGAGGAAGGGAAGACUUUGGGCACUGGGACAGCUAAGACUUUGUAUUUAAA
Eubalaena glacialis (North Atlantic right whale) is the source of this 1075-nucleotide messenger RNA. RefSeq lists its product as uncharacterized. The record is from RefSeq and is a predicted model, not a curated record. Gene Ontology annotation, cellular component: nucleus. The coding region runs from base 1 to 1026 and encodes 341 amino acids. Lineage: Eukaryota; Metazoa; Chordata; Mammalia; Artiodactyla; Balaenidae. The transcript is spliced from 5 exons. Gene Ontology annotation, biological process: regulation of transcription by RNA polymerase II.